AUGACACAGGAAGAAAAUAUCCUAAGGUGCAAUUUUAAUACUGGUGGAGAGGGUUGUGGCAACCUCGUCGAUGGUGGUGGUGGAGGAGUGGAUGAUGGUGGUGGGAGUAGAUCAAAGAAGACCAAGCAAAAAAAAGUUCCACGGAGAGGAUUAGGAGUUGCCCAGCUUGAGAAACUUAGGUUGGAGGAACAACAGAUAAAUGGGGCAUCUGUACAAGCAGCCAAUAUUUUGGCAAAUAAUGCAAUUUGUUCACAUAAUGAUUCUACUGCAUGUUUAGCUAUUCCACGUCCCAGUUUUAGGCCAAAUCUUUGCUCUUCAAAUUCAAUCCCCUUGCCACCACUAUCACCAACUGAUCUACCCUCACUGAAUUUCUUGCAUUAG
Molecule: messenger RNA, 381 nt
Organism: Fraxinus pennsylvanica
Lineage: Eukaryota; Viridiplantae; Streptophyta; Magnoliopsida; Lamiales; Oleaceae
Source: the annotation of a GenBank genome assembly